Messenger RNA from Tachysurus fulvidraco (yellow catfish), 778 nucleotides. Its product is annotated as zinc-binding protein A33-like. The record is from RefSeq and is a predicted model, not a curated record. Gene Ontology annotation, molecular function: zinc ion binding. NCBI's taxonomy places the organism in Eukaryota, Metazoa, Chordata, Actinopteri, Siluriformes, Bagridae. The transcript is spliced from 4 exons. The coding region runs from base 151 to 666 and encodes 171 amino acids.
AGUUUUAUCAACUAACAUUCUUAAAUUUACAUUUACAAUGGAUUAAAAUGUAUACAUAUUAAGAUGCAGUCCUUCACAAGCAGCCUGCAGUCUUCUGCUCUGUGAAUGUGAAACUCUGAGCAUUCGGACUGGAGAGACCAGUAAAAUAAAAUGGCUUCAAAGUUCUCAGUGGAGGAUUUCUCCUGUCCUGUGUGCUAUGAAAUCUUCAAGGAUCCUGUUUUACUGCACUGCAGUCACAGUGUGUGUAAAGUGUGUUUGCAGCAGUUCUGGGAGACCAAAAGAUCCAGAGAAUGUCCUAUUUGUAGGACAAAGUCAUCUCUAGAUAAACCUCCCAUAAAUCUGGCCUUGAAGAACCUGUGUGAGACUUUAUUACAGGAGAGAAGUCACAGAUCUUCAUCAGGGUCUGAAACAGUCUGCAGUCUGCACAGUGAGAAACUCAAACUCUUCUGUCUGGACCAUCAACAGCCGGUGUGUUUGGUGUGUCGGGAUUCAAGAAAACACCCCAACCACAAAUUCUGCCCCACUGAUGAGAAAGUGACAGACUGUAAGAGCCCAGUGCACACUGCAGCAUCCAGAGGGGCUUUCAGGAGCACUGAUCCAUGUGGCAAAAGAUCUGGCCAACCUGAAGUUCAGAGUCUGGGAUGUCCAAUACAGUCCAGUGUUUGAUUUGCUCCCAGCAGCUGGCCUUUAAUAAUAAUGCAUCGUCCAUGUUGAGGCAUUUUCGUGCAAAGCAUGACAGUGCCAGAUCCUCUGUCCAAGAUGGAGGCAACAGCCGAGG